GCUGCAGCCAGUAGGAAGCACCUGGGUGGUGUCGGAACUCUGUGGGUCGGUGUGGGCCAAUAGGUGCGAGGUGGCGGUAAAGGGCAGUCAUGGCGGCGCUGCCGGUACUUGUGCUGGUGCUGCUGCUGGCCUGCGGUGGGCCGCGCGCUGCGGGGCAGAAGCGGAAGGAGAUGGUGUUAUCAGAAAAAGUGAGCCAGCUGAUGGAGUGGACGAGUAAGAGAUCUGUGAUACGAAUGAACGGAGAUAAGUUCCGCCGCCUUGUGAAGGCACCACCCAGGAACUACUCGGUGAUUGUGAUGUUCACUGCUCUGCAGCCUCACAGACAAUGUGUUGUGUGCAAGCAAGCUGAUGAAGAAUACCAGAUUCUGGCAAACUCCUGGCGAUAUUCCAGUGCAUUUACCAAUAAGAUUUUUUUUGCUAUGGUAGAUUUUGAUGAAGGCUCGGAUGUGUUUCAGAUGCUAAACAUGAAUUCUGCUCCCACCUUCAUUAAUUUUCCUGCUAAAGGGAAGCCUAAACGAGGUGACACAUAUGAACUCCAGGUGCGCGGCUUUGCAGCUGAGCAGCUUGCUCGUUGGGUGGCCGACAGAACCGAUGUCAAUAUACGUGUGAUAAGGCCACCGAACUAUGCUGGACCACUGAUGUUAGGACUGCUGCUGGCUGUCAUUGGCGGCCUUGUGUAUUUGCGUGGGAGCAAUCUGGAUUUUCUGUAUAACAAAACUGGCUGGGCGUUUGCUGCUUUGUGUUUUGUAUUAGCAAUGACAUCAGGUCAGAUGUGGAACCAUAUUAGAGGGCCACCCUAUGCUCAUAAGAACCCCCACACAGGACAAGUGAACUAUAUCCAUGGAAGCAGCCAAGCCCAGUUUGUUGCAGAAACACACAUUGUUCUUCUGUUCAAUGGUGGUGUUACUUUAGGAAUGGUACUCCUCCAUGAAGCUGCUACUUCUGACAUGGAUGUGGGGAAGAGAAAGAUCAUGUGCAUUGCUGGUAUUGGCUUGGUGGUGUUCUUUUUCAGUUGGCUACUAUCUGUCUUCAGAUCAAAAUACCAUGGAUAUCCAUACAGUUUCCUAAUGAGUUAAAAGAUUCCAGAAUCCAUAACAUCAGGAAGGUGGUGACUGAAACCGUGUAAUAGAAUGGAAGAACUAAAGAUGUGUGGUUCAUGCUACCUCUCUGUACACUGAAUGAGAUAGUUAAACACUGAACCAAAGACGACAUGCAGUGCCUUAAAUAUAACAAGCAAUGUGCAUUGAAGGACAGAGUAUUAAGAUGCAAUCUCUAAUGAGCUUUACAUCUUCUGAUGCAACUUUAAAUCUAAUGGAAGGCAAAACUUUACAUUUAGAAUUACUGUUUCCUUAGACUAACAGAAACGGUACUUUGAAUUCUAUUGGAUAAUCUCUUUUGCAUGUCUUUUCCCCUCAUACUUCUUGCUCAUCCUUGCAGAUGACAGUAGCUUCUCUGUUGUGCCUUUGCAUGGUUGAGGAAGCCUCAUAUACCUGCAUAUCUCUUCCUUCAGUCUGUGUGUGACCCUUGGAGCGUACUGCAGAUUCUAUUUCAGGAUGUGCAUACCCUAAAGGUGUAUGUCUAUUUUGAGAAGAGUAUUUAACUACAGUAUGAUACAAGAGAUUGCUUCACAGAUGAAGGUAGACUUUAUAACAGGUAGUAAUGGCUCAAAUGGUAAAAAAUUUCAGUCAACAUUGUACAGUGACUUACUAAUGAAUUUUAUACUUGAUAUUCAGGACUGAAAAAAAUAAUAAUAAACUUAGUGCAUUUCUUCUUCUCCCUAGUAAAUAGGCAAAAUUCAUGGUAAACUUUGCUGUCCGUGAUUUGAUCGAAGUCCCUAUUUGUUAUAGGGCAACUCGUUUAAUUGUUUAAAAACUUUCUUGUCAAAUAAUGAAACUACAUCAGUUGAUUUGUAAAUAUUGGUUCACAGCUGAAAAAGCAUCAUCUCAGUGAUCAACACUUCCCUUCCAAAAAUAACAAAACCUGGAAAGGUAAUUACAAAGGUAACUAUCUGUUGCAUGAAUUACAAGUUGCUAACUGGCCUUAAAGUUGCUGCUCAGCAUCUGCUGUCAGAUUGCUGGUCACAGUGCAAGUUCUCACAUUCACUGCUUUCUCCAAAUUUUUUUCAGCCUUAUGUCCUUGGAAGGAUAUGGGAGUGGGCUGAGAUAUCUAACCCGAGAUGUUGUUACUCUAGAAAAGCUUCCUUUAGCCUUACGAUUAAAUGGAUGUGCUUUUUGCUCUUUUAUCUCACGAAGAUGCUUUGUCUUAAGGAUUUUUAGUUGAAGCCCUUGUGCCUCAGCCCACGCUGUUUUGUAAUUCAGCAUCUGCACUACGGGAAAUGUUUGUGGCCUAAUUCAGCAGUACUGCCUUCUGUAGACUAUGAUGGCCUUGGCGGUUAAUAGUCAGAGGAAAAUAUGAGCCUGGCUUCUGCCUGUCUCCUGUCUCUGAGGGUUACAGGAUGUGGAUACUUUAGAUUUAAGCUUGAAAAGAGCUUUGUCAUUCAAAGUAGAACGUUGUUAUUAUGCAAUUUUGCUACAUUAACACAUCUCAAGUGCCUUACCUUUUCUAAUUUAGUUGUUUGACAUUUCAACUUGUUGGUGAGAUGCAUUUUCUUUUUAAACCAUACAGAAUGAGAAGUUUUAGUGGAUUGGAUAAGUUGUGUGGCUGGAUUUUGGACAAUUUUCAAUAAAUUUUUUUAAUCCAUG
This is a messenger RNA of Gallus gallus (chicken), 2702 nucleotides long. It is a transcript of the gene MAGT1, whose product is annotated as magnesium transporter 1. NCBI's taxonomy places the organism in Eukaryota, Metazoa, Chordata, Aves, Galliformes, Phasianidae. Gene Ontology annotation, cellular component: oligosaccharyltransferase complex. The coding region runs from base 90 to 1076 and encodes 328 amino acids. The record is from RefSeq and is marked provisional. The transcript is spliced from 10 exons.